Dromiciops gliroides (monito del monte) is the source of this 7612-nucleotide messenger RNA. RefSeq names its product shroom family member 3 (gene SHROOM3). The record is from RefSeq and is a predicted model, not a curated record. Gene Ontology annotation, cellular component: apical plasma membrane; apical junction complex; adherens junction. NCBI's taxonomy places the organism in Eukaryota, Metazoa, Chordata, Mammalia, Microbiotheria, Microbiotheriidae. Gene Ontology annotation, molecular function: actin filament binding. Bases 1123 to 6873 code for a protein of 1916 amino acids. Gene Ontology annotation, biological process: actin filament organization. The transcript has 10 exons.
GAGCAAGUCACUGAACCCUCAUUGCCCCCCCAAAAAAAUGAAGGUAACAAAUUAAAAUAAACUUCAGUGGGGAGGCAAAGAUGACUUCUAUAUGCCCUUUGCCCUCCUGUUAUGGUGUUAUGAUUGUUUGAUUAUGAUACAGACCCCCACCAGAUUAGAUCUAGAAAUAUAGACUUUGGAACCCCAGAUUCUGACUUGGAUGCAUCACCCAAACUUGAUGACCCAUGUGAGAUCCACAGCUGCUUUGGCUUCUCCUUUAGAAUAGGAGAGUUUAACUAUGUUGCAAAGCAUCAUGGGCAUACACCUGGUUAGAAUCAGAAUCGGCUAAUUGGAGGUGAAGAAGAAGGUUCUGGCUAUUCUCUUAUCCCUAAUUGGGAAUCUUGACACCAAGGAAAAUACCUUUGAAAUCAGCAAGAUGAAAUGCCCUUUGGGCAUUUCUGAAAGUAUACUUGUAAUCCCAAUUAAAUAACGUGGUACAUUGCAAAGGGUUCUGUAUUCCCUGCCUUGAUGUGACGCUCCCCGUAUCGAGGUGCUUCAUUUCUCUGGGCCUCAAUUCCCUCAUCUGUCAAAUGAGUGGUUGGACUAGACAGCUUCCGAGGUCCCUUCUAGCUCUAAAUGUAUGACCUAAAGCAGAUAUAGUCCCUGCAUACGCUCAUGGCCAACCUCCCUACAAAAAGAGCCUCCUGUAUUUAGCCCAGGGAAUUUUACUGGGUGUCAAACCCAACCAGCCAGAAUGCAUCAUAGUACACACAAGACGUAUGCAGAAUACUUCAGGCAUGACCCCUCCACUCCAAAAAUGGAUGUUUUAGUUGGACAGCGCCCAUUCUGAAAUGCAGGAGCCGAUCAAGACCGACUUGCUCCAUACUCUGUUAUUCUUCAGCUCUCCAUCCAUCCUCUCGGAAUGUUUUCACUUUUGUGCUCAUAGCACUCACUCACUACGAGUUACUGCAAAGUGGUGAUGAGACAAGGCUGAGGGGUGGUGUCCAUUCCCCGUGGAUUUUUGUUUUCCUAAUCACUGCCAGCACCGAGGCUGUGCAGGAUGAGUAAGAGUCUCUUCCGCUUUGCUUGGGGCCACUUUCCUCUUCAUCACUCACUGCCUCUCUUUGCCGACCUGACCUAGAUAUGGCACUAGGUAAAGAAGACUGCUUGGCUUUGGUGUUGUCCAGACUUGGAUCCCAGAUCAGGGGAAGGAGGCGGAAUGUGAAUGCAGAUGCAGACCAGAAGCCUGAAGUUUCUCCCCCUCACAGCCCAGGGUCUUUCACCCCUGACUUCCAGCACAGGAUAGCAACAGAUGGAGGAAUUCAACUGAUUUUGAGGAACAGGUGCAGUGAACCUGUGAGCCAACCACACUCCUGGCAUUCAACCAAAUCUGGGGAGGAUAAGCCUGAUGCCAGCAUGAUGCAAAUAUCUCAGGGUACGAUUGGUACUCCUUGGCACCAAAAUUAUCAUUCCAGUUCCUCUACAAGCGAUGUCUCUAACUAUAGCCAUGCUUAUCCAAGAAGGAGCCCCGAUCAGUACAGCUCCCAAGGGAGCAUGGAGAGUUUGGACCACAGCGGUGGCUACCCCCCAUGUCACCUCCUCUCUCCUGCCAAGUCUACCAGUAGCAUCGACCAGCUCACCCACCUCCACAACAAGAGAGACUCUGCUUAUAGUUCCUUCUCUACCAGUUCUAGCAUCCUCGAGUAUCCCCCCACCAGCUUCUCUGCCCAGGAGUGUUCUGACACAGUGGCCACAACACCCGCCCAAGGCAGCCUAUUGGAAGGCAUGAAACAGGCUGACAUCCGGUAUGUCAAGACAGUCUACGACACCAGGCGAGGCGUCUCAGCAGAGUAUGAGGUGAACUCUUCAGCAUUGCUUCUCCCCACAGGAGAAUCCCAGGAGUCAGCGGAUGGUCGGGAUUAUGAUGGGUGGCAUAAUCAUCCUAGAGGGGGCCGGACACCCCUGCUCUCCUGGAACCAAGAGUACUGCAGGUCCCAUGAGACAAAAUCCAACAGCCUACCCCACAAGGUGGGUGCUCCCAUGCCCCCAACUCGGAGUGGCAGCUAUGCGGUUCUCAGGCAUUAUGAGAGAUCCAGCUCUUGUUCUAGCCUCGAGUACAGCAGGUGUGGCCGGCCCCACUCAGGCUUCCCUGGAUCUCUAAAGACUUCAUUUCCAGAAGAACAUUUGCAUCCUCUUCUAGAGAAAAGUCCAGAGAGUAGUCCCCCAGUGAAGCCCAAGCAAAACUAUGGCCAAGCAUCCCAACCAGGCCAGCCACUGCUCCCUACUGGCAUCUACCCUGUACCUUCACCUGAACCGCACUUUGCCCAGAUGCCCCAGCCUUCUGUGAGCAGCAAUGGGAUGGUAUACCCAGCACUCGUCAAGGAAUGCAGUUAUACCGCCACACUGAGCACUUGUGACAAGGGGGCUCAUCUUGAGAAUGGGAAUCAAAAUGGCCCCAGUAAGUCUGCAGCCAUCUUCUACCAGGCUCCAGAGUAUAUCUCACCACCCCCAGUGGAGAAGCCAGAAGCCACAGUCAAGUUUUCCCCAUAUAAGCCACAUUUCAUAUCAGAGUCUGAGAACAUCAGGGGCACUUCCCUGAGGAAGGAUGAGCUGCAGAUUUCAGAGGGCAACAGUGUGCUCUCCAAUGGGAGAGAAAGCAUGCACGAGAGUGUACAGCACUCCAACCAUCACAUCCCUCAGACCCUGCAGAUCCAGGUUCAGGAAGCCAAUGAAGGCCAGGUACUUUGCAGACCCUCAGAACCCAGAAGGGCAGAAUUCCAGGAGUCUCAAAAUGCCCGCCUUCAACCACGACCAGAAAGAGAAGACUCAUGGAGCACUUCAGGCAAAACAAAUUCAAGUUUUUUAUCUCGACAGACUAUUUCCGAAAGCACCAGGAAGCAAGAGAGCCUGGACCUACCAAUGGGUCCUCAGGAGGGAAACCCUGACAGUAGGAUCAACGUGAGUCCAAUGGAACAAGAGCCCCAAAAGACAGUUCUUGAACAAUGGGACCAUUCCGACUGGCAAGCUUCCCAUGUCAGGACUGAGGGAGGAACUAAAGGCUCGCCCCCUUUCCAUAAUUCUCAACCAAGGCAUGAGGCCCACAGGCAGACAUCCAGCCUGAACCGGAGGCGGCUUAGUUCAGGCAACACCCUCCAGACCUCUCAUUAUGGUAAACCCAACUGCUCCGUGUUGGAGAAGGUCAGUAAGAUUGAGCAACGUGAACAAAGGAACCGGAGACCCUUGAGUGUGAGCAGCUACAUCUACAGGGCCAGCAAGCUGGAACACACACCUGGUAGUGGAAGCUCCAUGAUCGGCCUUGAAGAUCCCCAGGAUGAAAUAAGCUUCUCGGAAGCAGGUUCAUCCAUAAGUUCUGGGAGCACUGGGGAGAACCUGGUCAAAGAGGGUAAGAAGAAACCUGAAGGCGUUUCCUGGCAUCUACCUGAACAUCAGCCAAGGAGGGUUGGGAAUGGUGGCCGUGCACACCCAGAGACGAAGCCACUCAGAAGUGGGCCUCUCCUACAACGCAGCCAAAGCACCUUCCAGCUUUCCAACAAGGUGGAGGAGGAAACCCUGUGGAGAGGAGGUAGGCCUACUAGCCCUGAGUCACCACUUCUUGAGGUUCCCUUAAACCAGGCCUAUCGGAAUAGUAUCAAGGAUGCUCAGUCCAGGGUCCUGGGAGCCACUUCCUUCCAACGUCGGGAUCUCGAUCUGGGUCCCCCCGUAGUAUCCCAGUCAAGGCGAGGGGCAAGGCAGAGGCCAGCCUCUGCCCACUUGGGGAUGAGGAGCCCAGAAGUAACAGUGAUGUCUGCUUCACCUCAUAUCCCCAAGGAACGACACAGCAUCACUCCCACUGAGGGGAGCCCACCCAGGGAAGACGCAGCAGCCCUGGUGGCCCGGGUUGGAGGCCGGAAGCGACUCACAGCUGAACAAAAGAAGCGUUCCUAUUCAGAGCCUGAGAAGAUGAAUGAAGUUGGGGUAUCUGGGGCAGGAGAGCCAGCUGCCUGCUGUCCCCAGAGGAAGGAUCUUCCCUUUGGCUUCCCAGAGAACACAGUGGCAGAUAGGCGCCGCAUCUUUGAGAGAGAGGGGAAAGCUUGCUCCACCCUUAACCUCUCCAGGCCUGAGCUGAAGCAACUACAGCAGACCGCCCUGGCCGACUACAUUCAACGCAAAACCGGGAAGAGACCAUCCUCUUCGGUCAAUCACGGACGAGAGAGCCGUAGCCUCACUUCAGUCUCCAGUGUGAACUCCUUGCAGGAGCAAAUCCCAUUCUCUAGGAGAGGGUCUGCCACCCUGCCCCCAGAAUUGGUGGGAAACUUGGACAGACACAGCCUCGAGACACGGAGCAUGCCACGAGAUCGGAGCAGUUCUUUCGCCAACGGUCAUCUCCGUGCUGAAAGGUAUUGGCAUCCCAGGAGGGAACCUGCACAGGCAGAUUGGCUUGGAGAGGCCGGUGACCAGCUCAGUCAUCCACAGAAAGUCACCUGGGCUCUUGACAAGCAUUCUGCCCUGGUCACUGUGACCAAGAGGGCAGGAAAGUCCAUGUCUGCUGAAGAUCUGCUGGACAGGUCAGAUGUUCUGACUGUCCCUUGUCAUUCGAGGUCCAGGUCGUCCCCCAUCUCGGAUAAGAAAUGUCAGGAUGUGCUUCUGAGGGGGAACAGUGACUACAGCCUUCUGGGAAAGUCUCCUUCCUGCACUGCUGGCCCGGGAUCCAGGCAGUUCAGUUAUUCUGAAAGAAGCAAUGAAGAGAAGUCAUCACUUACACAUCACCCAGGGUCUCACAAAGUACCAAAUGGGUCAUUGGUUCUCAUGGAGUGUUCUAGGACUUUGGAACCUCAAAGGCCUAGCAGCAGAUCUCCAGCCUUUGGGCCACCAAUGGCAGGAAGGCCAGGUCCUUUCGUAGACGCAAAAAACUCACAGAUCAACCCUGUGAAAUCAGCUCAGACCUCUGGGGCCAACUCCACCUACUCUCCUCAGCCUUAUCUGCAUGCAGAAAGAGAUGUCCUGGCUGGGAAGCAGCCUUCUCCAGUGGACGCACCUGCCGCCAUCCUCAGAAGUAAUGGUCAUAUCCCACCACGGCCCCAGAGUCCAAGCGACAUUGAGGACAACUGCUUUGAGAAUUUAGCUUCAAAUGGGGUGAAGAAAAAUAAGGGCCCUCUACCUCAGAGGCCCCCUCCCCCCCGAGUGAAAUGGGCCCACUCACUCAGAGAGGACGUCUUCUCAGAGCCCUCUUCAUCUCCUGGGACACCAAAUCAGAAGCACUAUCAGCAACGUCAGAGUCUGCCUAGCCCAAGCACCACAUCUAACCCCAACAGUCCCCUACGACCCUUCACUACACCUGAAAAGGGCUCCCUCAGAAUAUCUGAGUCAGCCCUUCAGGCCGUCCCAUGCCCUCAGGAAGAAGGCGACGAUGAGGUGUUUGUGCAGAAUUUGAGACCCAAUUCCACGUCCAGUCCCACUUUGAAAACUUUGCCCGUGUUACCUCCACCUCCACCACCCCCAUUACCUCCUCCAAUAGACCUGAAGGCACUGGGGGCCAGCCUGGAAGAUUUUCCUCCUCCCCCUCCCUCAAUUAUAUAUGAAGCAUUGGGGACCCCGAGCAAUGAGACUUGUGAAGAGACCUGUACCAGCAAUUCCAUCAGAUUGUCUGAACUGACAAUUACAGAUACUCAAAGGAGCAGCCCAACCCCAGCUUCCAGACCCAACCCUUUCAUCAAGGUUCCAGGAGCCAAACAGACAAGCUUAUUAUCCACUCCCAAUGCCCAGAACCAGCCAAUUGAAACUCUUGGGGAGCGGUCUAGCCCAGAGCAGAUGCUUCCCACCCAGGCCUCAAGUCUCAUCCAGAAGCUGGGGGACCUGACUCAGGAAUCAGAAAAGGGCAGCCCCAGCUCUGAGAAGACUCCAGAGGACAUCAGGAGAGAGACUCUGGCCAAGCAGAUUGUUCACCAAGACAAAUCCCUAGCAGGUAUUCUGGAUCCAGAUUCCAGAAUGAAGACUACCAUGGAUCUGAUGGAAGGUCUGUUUCCACAGGGCCCAAGCUUCCUGAAGGAAAACAAUAUGCGGAAGAAGGCAAUACAGAGAAAUACCAGUUUCCCAGUAUCUGAAGGGAGUAGGGGCCCAGAAAAAGAAAGAGCAGGAAUGUUGAUCAACUGUCCUGCCUACUAUAAUGUGUCUGCACCCAAGGCGGAGCUUCUGAACAAACUCAAAUCCAUGCCUAUAGAGGGAAAUGAGGAUGAUGACCACCUGGACGUCAAUGAGAAGAAGGCAAAACUCAUUGGAAGCCUGAGGCUUAAACUGGAGUCCCUGAAAGAAGCGAAGGAAAGUUUGCUGAUGGACAUCAAGCUCAACAAUGCCCUGGGAGAAGACGUGGAAGUUUUGAUCAGCAAACUCUGCAAACCCAAUGAAUUUGACAAAUACAAGAUGUUCAUAGGAGACCUGGACAAGGUUGUGAACCUCUUGCUUUCCCUCUCUGGACGACUGGCCCGAGUAGAAAAUGUCCUCAGUGGCCUGGGAGAAGAUGCUGAUAGUCAAGAGCGGAGCUCUCUAAAUGAGAAGAGAAAGGUGUUGGCUGGCCAGCACGAAGAUGCUCGAGAACUCAAGGAGAACCUGGACCGGAGAGAGCGGGUGGUUUUGGACAUCUUGGCCAAUUACCUCACCAAGGAGCAGUUCCAAGACUAUCAACAUUUUGUGAAGAUGAAGUCGACGCUCCUCAUUGAGCAGCGGAAAUUGGACGACAAGAUCAAACUAGGGCAGGAGCAGCUCAACUGCCUGUUGGAAAGUCUUCCCAGGGACUUCCUCUCCAAGGCCAGGGCCCCGGCUGCCCUUCCGCCUCCUGAAGCGGAGGUCCCCUCCAAUGGGGGCUGCACGUUCAGAAGCACUCUGACCUCUUCACUUUAGCCUCUCCGGAAAGACCCAAUGAAGAACUCAGCUUGAUUCUCAAGAUUAUUUAAACUGAUCAGUUUUCAAAUUACAGUCCACUAGAAAAAUGAUAGGGUUUGGGCAUUUUUUAAUUGGGGGGUGGGGGGAGGAAAGGUAACUACAGAAAAAUACACAGUUGUGGGUUGGUUUGUUUUUCCUUCUCUUGGCUGCCCAAAAUAUAACUCUUUCUAUUUUUCCACAGUAGGAAGAAAAGUAAUGAAACUGGGGGUUGGUUAAAGGGGUGGUUGAUUCUUUAGUUUUUAACCAGACUGGGUCAACAUGAAACAAGUAAAUUUCACUUUCAGGAAUGUGUCCUGGUCUGCCUUCUCCUGGGCAAAGUGCCCUAUAUAUGAUAGAGUAGAGUUAUGCAAUAAAGGGUCUGUAACAUAAAGUCUUUUAAAAAAUAUGAAGAGAAAGGGGGGAAAGGCCCUAACAUUGUCACUAUUUAUAUUUUUUAAAUGAAUGAGGAUGUGUAAAUGUUUGUUUAUAUGCUAAUCGGUUACUUGACUCUAUGGUGGACACAGCAAAUCCUGUUGGAAUGAUGCCUUUGGUAAAAAAUCUUUAAUGUGACAAAAAAGCCUAGAUAAUUACACCAAGCCUGGGAAUUCUGCUUCAUUCCCUCCUCCCCCCAUCCUCCUUCCCCCCACCCCCUUCUCUCUCUCUGUCUUCCCCAUCACUCUUCCUUUCUCUCCCCUUCUCUCUUAUCUCUCCCUCUCUG